Messenger RNA from Penicillium argentinense, 1923 nucleotides. Its product is annotated as carnitine O-acetyltransferase CAT2. Gene Ontology annotation, molecular function: carnitine O-acetyltransferase activity. Bases 1 to 1923 code for a protein of 640 amino acids. The transcript has 4 exons. Lineage: Eukaryota; Fungi; Ascomycota; Eurotiomycetes; Eurotiales; Aspergillaceae. The record is from RefSeq and is a predicted model, not a curated record. Gene Ontology annotation, biological process: carnitine metabolic process. Gene Ontology annotation, cellular component: peroxisome; mitochondrion.
AUGUUCGCUGCUGCUGCACGAAGCCGUCUCUCCACCCUGUCAAGGCCCCGGCUCCCUCCGACAUCACUACUCGCUCGCUCGACUCCCGCCAUGGCUCCCCGACGUCAAGCUUCUUCUGUCCCUGAGGGAUACAAGGAGGAUCUCUCCAAGGGCAAGAUGCUCCGAUUUGAAGACUCUCUGCCCCACCUGCCGGUUCCCUCGCUUGAAGAGACCGGCCGCCGUUACCUGAAGUCCGUUCACCCGCUUGUCUCCGCCUCCGAGUUCGAGCGCACCAAGAGUGCCGUGCAGGAGUUCAUUCGGCCCGGCGGUGAGGGUGAACCUCUGCAGAAGCGUCUGCUCGAGCGUGCCGCCAACCCCAAGAUCAAGAACUGGAUUGCCGAGUGGUGGAACCAGGCCGCCUACUUGGGCUACCGUGACCCCGUGAUCCCCUAUGUCUCCUACUUCUAUUCCUACAAGGAUGACCGGGAGCGUCGCGACCCGGCCAAGCGUGCCGCUGCUAUCGCGACGGCCGCUCUGGAGUUCAAGGCUGAGGUGGAUGCCGGUUCCCUGGAGCCCGAGUACAUGCGUGGCCAGCCCAUGGCCAUGAGCUCGUACGAGUACAUGUUCAACUGCUGCCGUAUCCCUGCCGACCCCGAGGAUUUCCCCCGUAAGUUCUCCGCGGCCGAGAACCAGCACAUCGUGGUCGUGCGCAAGAACCAGUUCUUCAAGGUGCCUCUGGUCGUCAACGGUCAGACCCUGAACGUCAGCGAGCUGGAGCAGCAGUUCAAGCGCAUCAUUGAGACCGCUCAGCCCUCCCCGCCUGUCGGUGUGCUCACUGUUGCGGACCGUGAUCACUGGACUGCCGCCCGCAAGAAGCUGGUUGCGGCCGACCCGGCCAACGAGCAGGCCCUGAAGGAUAUUGAGUCCAGUGGCUUCGUCAUCUGUCUGGAUGAUGCUAAGCCCGUGACUCUGGAGGAGCGCGCUCACCAGUACUGGCACGGCGACGGUGCCAACCGUUGGUUCGACAAGCCCCUGCAGUUCAUCAUCAACGACAACGGCACCGCCGGUUUCAUGGGCGAGCACUCUAUGAUGGACGGUACCCCUACCCACCGUCUGAAUGACCAUGUCAACAACCUGAUCUUUAACAAGAAGAUCGAUCUCUCCGACAAGCCCAUCCGCGCUGAGCUUCCCGACCCCAAGCCCAUCACCUUCCACCUGAACGAGGAGGCCAACGAGGCUAUCGACGUGGCCGCCCAGUACCACCGCAAGCAGAUCGCCGCACACGAGCUGGUUGUCCAGGCCUACCAGGGCUACGGCAAGGGUCUGAUCAAGAAGUUCAAGUGCAGCCCUGACGCCUACGUUCAGAUGCUCAUCCAGCUGGCCUACUUCAAGAUGUACGGCAAGAACCGUCCUACCUACGAGUCUGCCUCGACCCGUAAGUUCCAGGAGGGCCGUACCGAGACCACCCGCACCGUUUCCGACGAGAGCACUGCCUUCUGCAAGGCCCACCACGACCCCAGCAUUCCCCGCGAGGAGGUCGUGAAGCUGUUCCGCGCCGCUCUGGCCCAGCACACCAAGUACACCAUGGAUGCCAGCGACGGCCGUGGUGUCGACCGCCACCUCUUCGGCCUGAAGAAGCUUCUCCAGCCUGGUGAGAAGCUGCCCGCCCUCUACGAGGAUCCCGCUUUCGCCUACUCUGGCUCUUGGUACAUUUCCAGCUCGCAACUGAGCUCGGAGUACUUUAACGGAUACGGCUGGAGCCAGGUCAUCGACGAUGGAUUCGGAAUUGCCUACAUGAUCAACGAGAACAGCCUGAACUUCAACAUCGUCUGCAAGCGUCUUGGAGCUCACCGCAUGAGCUACUACCUCAGUGAGGCCGCCUCCGAGAUGCGCGACCUCCUCAUGCCCGACUUGGCCGCCCAGGCCGAGAAGGCCAAGCUGUAA